ACCCCAAGAGCAGCUCUCCUUGGUAACUUUGCAUAACUAUCAGCUUGUAUUAAACAUCUGGUUCUUGCAGAGGGGGGCUUCAGCUAUCGUUCACGUGCUUGGCUUGCUACAAUGAUUGCUUCUAAGAUUUAUCUUCCAGAUGGCAAAGUUGUGGUGGUGAAGUUCACCUGUCUCAACUGCUUGCACGGCCACCGUGGGUCCUGUUGCAGUCAUCAUGAAAAGUUCUUGCAAACCACAGCUACUGAUAACCCAGACGACAUGUUCUUUCUUGUUAGACCCCAGGGCCAGAAGAAGAACAGGUGUCUCGCGUAUCUUGUAUUACAAGUUGUUCCAUUGCUUGGUCCUUUCCAAAUCGAUGCGAAGAACACUCCAAGGUGUCCAAUAACCAGUGAAUUCAAAUUUAGAUGCAAGGCUGAUUGCUGUAAGAAGCUGGGUUCCAAGGACUUAUAUGUCCAGGGCUUUGUUGAUCUCCUAAUUCGCCAUACGGAGUUCAACAUGGCCUAUGUCUCAGGCUUUGACCCAAUCCCUUUGACCGGCUCUGUUGAAGCCAGGGCUGCUUUCAGGGCUUCUCAUAUGAGGUAUUUCCCUCAUAUCUACGAGGGAUGGACCUUUGAAGAUAUGCACAAGAGAGACAACGCAAGAGCUGGCUCUGAAUUUAUCACCAAGGCCAUCUGCGAGCAAUGGGGGUUUGAUGCAGUUGCUGCAACGAGAAAACAGAAGGGUAAAACUGUCACCUCGUUCUCUAAGGCCAUCAAGGGUAGAACCCAUAUUGGGUCUUACUCUGUUGUUAAGGAUGGCUAUACCAAAGGCUCAUACUUGUCUGAGCAAAGCCAUAUCGGCAAACGCAUGAGGCUGGAGAAUGUUAAACUUCCCCCUAGACCCGUGAGAACCAGUGAUCUACUUGCUCAUGAUUGUGGUGUUGUAACUGCAAAGGAUCAGCAGUCAAGCAGUCCAGGUAUCAUACCGCAUGAACCACAAGCUCCUGGUGAAGCCAAUGAAGAUCAAGCGGAAAACACACCAAUUCUACCGCAGGUUAUCAGCUCAAAUGAAGCUUUCAUAUCACAGGAUACAUAUACAAUGGAGCUAGUUGGGCAGGCUGGUAUGGGCAUUGGUUCGUUUCUUCAUGAUCCAAUAUUUGACCAUCAAACUGUCCAUCCAGAAUCACAUACCCUUAAUGAGUCUAAGAAUCAGCUCGACUUGGGUUCUUUAGAUCAAUUUACAUACUGUGCACAAGGUCAGUACGUGUGUGAUCUUGAAGAUAGUGAAGAUGUUCUUCAAAAUGGACAACCUUCAGAGCCUGGACAACCUGUUUAUGAUGUGAUGGAGAUGAUGGAUUCAUUCCAAAAUCCAAAUAAUGGCAUGAGCUCCAACCCUCAAAUUCCAUGCGAGUCAUUGGGUGAAGUUGAAGCACCGCUUCUGGCCACUGAUGAAGAGGCUGAUGAUGGCGAGAAAGAUAUACCGAUGCCAGAUGCUCUUACUCGGAUGUUUAAAACCCAGUCAAUCCAUGACCUUGACCGUUUGUUUGGAAAUGACCUGGAAAACGAGGAUUUUGCACAGGAGGAGUUCAAUUCUUGGUUACAAAGCAGGGAAUCUGAAAACGGGCAAUCCAAUGGUGGUUUGAGUUAUGAUUCCACAACCCUGGACAGUGGUGAUGCCGGUAAUGACGCUUCUCAUGAAGGUGACUUCAUCAGGGAUACUUUCAACGACGAUAUCUGAUUGAAAAUCAAUGCACACAGUUUUUAUGACCAGUGAUUAGUUGUUCGUAGAGUACCGAGUGGCUCGUGUGAAUUGGUGUUGGGAUUCGAUGUUAUUGUUGUCUCGGUUGGCCAGUGCUGAAACGCCGGUGAUGGUGUUCAGUG
Williopsis jadinii is the source of this 1859-nucleotide messenger RNA. RefSeq lists its product as uncharacterized. Lineage: Eukaryota; Fungi; Ascomycota; Saccharomycetes; Phaffomycetales; Wickerhamomycetaceae. Gene Ontology annotation, biological process: regulation of DNA-templated transcription. Gene Ontology annotation, cellular component: nucleus. The transcript has a single exon. The record is from RefSeq and is a predicted model, not a curated record. Gene Ontology annotation, molecular function: DNA-binding transcription factor activity; copper ion binding; DNA binding. The coding region runs from base 112 to 1716 and encodes 534 amino acids.